This is a messenger RNA of Thamnophis sirtalis, 779 nucleotides long. Lineage: Eukaryota; Metazoa; Chordata; Lepidosauria; Squamata; Natricidae. The record is from RefSeq and is a predicted model, not a curated record.
AAGGACCUUGGAUGUGACAUGCAUUGGACACGGAGAUUAGAAUGGAUUUAAGGAAGCAGAAGAUCGCCACGGGCCAGUAAACGAGUUCUGGAGAGGCCGGAACUCAACAAUUGUCAGGUUUCUCCCGAAGAUCGAUGGACUUGGCCCAGCCUUGGAAGGAGAAGUUGACACGAGGGUGAAGUGUUGAAGGAGAGGAGGAGAGGCGCUGUGUCGCACCCAUGUCACUGGCCAUGAAAGCCCGGCAGAAAGUGAAGCGGAAAGGACCGGCGAAAGAUCGGGUCUUUGGCUGCGAUCUGGUGGAACAUCUGCAAUCAUCUGGCCGUGACAGAAGCAGUGGCCAUCCAGCUGGAAGAAAGCCGCCUGGAGAAGAUCAAGGAAGUGCUGAAGGAGCUACCAUCACCUCACCACCGAACCCUGGAAUUCCUCAUGAAGCACCUGGUCCACAUGGCUUCGUUCAGUUCCCAGACCAACAUGCACGCCCGGAAUCUCGCCAUUGUCUGGGCCCCCAACCUGCUCAGGUGGCACCCGUGAGGCCAUCAGGAGAUCCCUGCUAGCUCUGUCACCAGGGGUCCUACCUGAGUACUGCACGCCCUACAAUGUGCCCUCGAUGCUGAACCAGGGGGAUGGGCCUCCCCAGAUGAGACCCUACCACACCAUCAUCGAUCUCGACGAAAGCAAAAGAAAAGGAUCCGUCAAGGCCAAGAAAUGGAGGUCCUUCUUCAACCUAGGACGAUCCAGCCAUGACUCCAAACGCAAGUUGAAUAAGGCGGAAGACAAAG